Messenger RNA from Aureococcus anophagefferens, 395 nucleotides. RefSeq lists its product as hypothetical. NCBI's taxonomy places the organism in Eukaryota, Pelagophyceae, Pelagomonadales, Pelagomonadaceae. The record is from RefSeq and is a predicted model, not a curated record. The annotation marks the transcript as partial. The transcript has a single exon.
AUGAGUUUCCUGCGCAUGAGCGAGGCGGACCGCGCCGCGGCGCAGCGGAAGAAGCAGCAGCAGAAGGAGUUUCUCGAAGCGCAGAUGGUGGACCAGAACCGGUCGCGCGCCGCCGCGGCGCGCCAGGCGAACGCGGAGCUCAUCAAGGAGCGCGAGAUGCUGGGCCUCGAGGCCGGCGACGCCGCGGACCUCAUCGAGGCGCGGGACCGGCGCCUGCGGAAGCGCGCGGUCUUCGGCGCCGCGCCGGAGGACGACGACGACCGGUCGCGCGACCGGCGCGAGCCGCGGUCGCGGGACCGGUCCCCGGCGGCGACGCCGCCGCGGGACCGGCGCCGGCGGCCCCGGCAGCCCGAGGAGGAGCCGUCGCCCGCGUCCCAGCACUCGGGCGGCCGCCG